This is a messenger RNA of Anthonomus grandis grandis, 696 nucleotides long. RefSeq names its product cytochrome c oxidase subunit 4 isoform 1, mitochondrial-like. Gene Ontology annotation, biological process: mitochondrial electron transport, cytochrome c to oxygen. NCBI's taxonomy places the organism in Eukaryota, Metazoa, Arthropoda, Insecta, Coleoptera, Curculionidae. Bases 48 to 644 code for a protein of 198 amino acids. The record is from RefSeq and is a predicted model, not a curated record. The transcript is spliced from 2 exons.
GUCAAUCGAUCAAUCAAUCAAGGUGACAGAUCAUAAUUUUGAAAAAGAUGUUGCGCAGACCUCUUUCGAGCCUUUUAAGGCCUAACAGCCAAAUAAAUAAAGCAUUUCCAGGCAUUUUCCAGCUAAGGGCCAACUUCAUCAGCAUGGGAGAACACGAGAAGUUUUUAAUCGGUAAGCGCGAGGUGGUGGGCUACGGACACAACGGCCAUAAGAAUUACGCUGACCGCGUCGACUUCCCUUUUCCGGCCAUAAGGUUCUUGAAACCGACCGCUGAGAUAGAGGCCAUUAGGCAAAAAGAGAAGGGAGACUGGAACGAGCUUACUUGCGAGGAAAAGAAGGCUCUUUAUAGGUACUCUUUUUGCCAAACAUACUCGGAAAUGAAAUGUGCCCUUCAAGGCGAAUGGAAGGCUGUUUUAGGCACAGUGUGCUUACUAAUAGCUCCGGCCUUCUGGAUCAUGUACUUCUUCAGACUGACCAUAUACCGGCACCGCCCCAUGCCGCAGGGCUUUGACGAUGACUGUAGGGAGUACAUCUUCAGGCGGUGGCUCGACAUGAAGGUCAACCCUAUCCAGGGUCUCGCCUCCAAGUGGGAUUAUGAGAAGGACGACUGGAAGAAUCCCAAUGACAGAUGGAGAACCAAUUAAGUUAAGCAUUGUAAACUUUUAAAUAAUAAAAACCCAUAUUUAGUCUUUAAAA